GCAGCCUGGUCUCUGCUCUUGGUGUGGCUGCCGCAUUGGCACACAUCCAGGUAGUGGCAGUUCUGUCUCGGAUAGACAUUUUCUUCUUUUGACUCUGGCUUCUCUCUUCCUUUGGUCCUGAAACGGAGGCUGCGGCACCUCGGUGAAACCUGAGCUACCUGAUGAGCAACAUUGCUCCGAUGGCCUCGCGGGCGCUCGCCGCGUGGCGGCAGCUCAUCAUGCUCCUCGCUCUCCUCUUCCUCGACGCCGCCGUCGCGAGGCAGUGCUUCUGGCCGGGGCAGGCGCCCGAUGACGCCGGGUGCCUGAGCUGGCGCGUCAUGGUGGAGGCCAACAACGCCCGGGGCUGGCGCACGGUGCCCGCGCAGUGCGUCGGCUACGUCAAGGGGUACAUGACCCGGGGCCAGUACCUCAGGGACCUGGCCGGCGUCAUGGAGCAGGCCUCCGACUACGCCGACCAGGUCGACGCCGGCGCCGACGGCCUCGACGCCUGGGUCUUCGACAUCGACGACACCUGCCUCUCCAACCUGCCCUACUACGAGACCAAGCAGUUCGGGGCGUACGACCCGUCGGCCUUCAAGGCGUGGGCGAGCAAGGAGGCCUGCCCGGGGAUCCCGCCGGUGCUCGGGCUGUUCACGGCGCUGCUGGACAAGGGCUUCAAGGUCUUCCUCCUCUCCGGGAGGGACGAGGAGACCCUGGGCCCGUGCACGACCGGGAACCUGGAAGCGGAGGGCUUCUCCGGGUACGAGAGGCUCAUCAUGCGGACUCCGGAGUACCGCGGGCAGAGCUCGUCGGUGUUCAAGUCGGCGAUGAGGAAGCAGCUCGUCGACGAAGGCUACAGGAUCCGCGGCAACGUCGGGGACCAGUGGAGCGACCUGCAGGGCGACUGCGUCGGCGACCGCGUGUUCAAGAUACCCAACCCCAUGUACUUCGUCCCCUGAAGGAAAAUUUCUGCCUCGACAUGCCUGACCGAUUUCAUCAGGAUCAAAGGUUGAGCGUACAAGCUAUGUAGUGAAAAAAACGUGAUGUAAACGCAUGGCCAAUGUGGAAGAAGCACAGGCCGUAAAACAAAUGCAAACAAAAAAAACAAGAUGAAAAACCCUCUUCUUUCA
Setaria italica (foxtail millet) is the source of this 1109-nucleotide messenger RNA. RefSeq names its product acid phosphatase 1. Bases 162 to 938 code for a protein of 258 amino acids. The transcript is spliced from 4 exons. The record is from RefSeq and is a predicted model, not a curated record. Gene Ontology annotation, molecular function: acid phosphatase activity. NCBI's taxonomy places the organism in Eukaryota, Viridiplantae, Streptophyta, Magnoliopsida, Poales, Poaceae.